GCUACACACUCGAGUCGCUAGCCUGUGCACACAACCCCUAUCGUCGUCGUCUCGUCGACCGGCGCGUAGGGGGGAUGCAUACAUCUACAUCGCUCUCUCCGUCUGUGUGUGCGACUGAGAGAGCCAAGAGUUUUCUUUUUGGUUUGAAUGCCUAUUCGCAUCGCUAAAUUCAUUGUCAUCGAGUUUUUAUUUUCAUAUACUCUCUCUCUCUCUCUCUCUGUCUCUCUCUAUUUAUCUUUCGUUUUGUGGACGAGAGUCAUGUGACUGUGCAUGUGUGUUGUGUCUCGGUGCGCCGAGGUGCGCAACUGACAACACGUUGUGCCGGUCUAAACUGCUGUCUAAGAGUAUAUCUGCAUUUCACUUUUUUUCAUCGAUGUCAACGAUUACCUCGGACCUAAGAUAGAUUCGCAUAUCUGCUGCUCGCAGGCAGACAAGCAGCAGCAGCGAAAUGUGUCUACGGCAAAUAAUGGUGAUCAUCACCUUACUAGACGUUUCAUAAAUUAAAAAAGGGGAGGUGCUGCAAUAAACAUAGUUAGAGAGUCGGCAUGGCUCUGCCGCGGUUAUCGCUCAAGAGGUGCUUCCUAUAUGUGGUCUGUCUCACGGGGAUGCUACUUGUGUUGGUGAAUGUACGCCAGAAGGGCAUUUGGCCAGGAAUCAGAUCGUCAAAUGAGCAGCUGCAGCCUGCCAAAAUCGUAACUGAGAACAUCAAAAUGAAACCUCUAUCGCAGCCUGCGAAACCCGUGACAAAGGCGAAGAAGGUCUCGCGAGUACAACUGAGACCCGUACUGAGAAAGUUUCCAGUUGAGGUAUUGAAUACAACAGGGAUUUUAAAUGCUAUCGAGAGUAUAAUAGACAUAAACGACCCAUUGAAGAAGCCAUGGUACAUGAAGGGCGGAUUAAAAAGGCCAAUCCCGGCUGCUAGGUCGCGUCGUACUGGUCGAAGACUUGCUCGACUUUGGCCUGAAGAAGAUCCUCAUGAUGAUCGAGUGACGAAUCAACUGAUGUUUUUACCACCGGAGUACAAUAAGUCAAGUCCAGACAUACGCUUCAAGAAGAUUUACAUUCCACAUGGUAUGAAUGAUGCGAAGAGUGGCCCAGAUCUCUUUUUUCAACAAGGUUGUCCUGUAAACACUUGUAUGAUAACACGUGAUAAUCCUAAUGACGCAGACUUGAUCCUUUUUAAGGAUUACGUAACGCAUGUAGGUCGACGAAAUCCCAACCAGGUAUGGAUGUUGUAUUUUUUGGAAUGCCCGUAUCACACUCAAAGUGUGAAAAGUGCUAUAGUGAAUUGGACUGCAACUUAUCGACGAGACAGCGAUAUUGUUGCUCCAUACGAACGAUGGCAGUAUUACAAUCCGAAGAUCAUGCAAAUACAACAGAAUUUUAAUUAUGCUGCCAAUAAAACAAAGAAGGUUGCUUGGUUUGUGUCUAAUUGCCAUCCACGCAAUCACCGUAUGCAGUAUGCCAAAGAGCUUUCAAAGCAUAUUCAAGUGGAUAUUUAUGGAGCUUGUGGCACUUUAAGGUGCUCGCGUACACAAUCGCAAGCUUGCUUUGAUAUGCUCGACGCCGACUACAAGUUUUACUUAGCAUUUGAAAACUCCAACUGUCGUGAUUACAUUACUGAAAAGUUUUUUGUCAAUGGUCUAGGGCACAACGUACUGCCAAUUGUGAUGGGCGCCCAUCCAACGGAUUAUGCUCGAAGUGCGCCAUAUCGUUCCUACAUUCACGUGGACGAGUUUGAAUCGCCUCGAGAAUUAGCCGAAUACCUUCACCGACUGGACAACGACGAUGAACUUUACAACUCGUACUUCAAGUGGAAAGGUACAGGAGAGUUUAUCAAUACGUACUUCUGGUGUCGAGUUUGCGCGAUGUUACACGACGAGCGACGAAAGCCAAAGCACUAUAAAGACGUGAACGAGUGGUGGCGAGGUGACGGUGUGUGUGCCGCUAACUCCUGGCGCGAACUCGAUCAUUUGAGAGAUACCUGAGAGGAACUCACAACAGCCACUAUGGCUGAUAAUACUUUUACAAUCUUUAUCAAGGGAAUAAAUCGAUAGAGGUUUUCAAAGCUCCGUUUUGGCAUAAUGGUUUUGUCAAGUGAAUUCUCGGAGUUCAAAUUGACAGGAAUUGUGAUUAUUUAUUUUCAGACAAGUAUAUCUCGGCGCACAACUCGGAUUAUUUGUUGAUGUCAUGUUUUUAUUAAUUUGGCUGAUUUUCAUGAGUUACAAUUAGGUGUAAUACUUUGAACUGAAGUUCAAAACUAUUCUGAAAAAUUUAGUGUUACAUAAAUUAACAAUAAUAUUAUAAGACGGAAGUCCUAAAAUAAAAAAAUGGCACAUUAUAUUCUGUUAUGAUGAAUUUUCACGUGAAAUAUGUCAACAAAGCUGUUAUAUUCUGAUAGAUAAUAUAUACGUUUAUGCAGAAAAGGAAGCUUAGGUCUUUAUUAAAUUUUAUUAAAUUGAUAUGAUUAGAUCGAUUGUUUCUAAUUAUUAACUUCAGUUAUUACAUUAUUGUUACUUUAUUAACAGGAAGUCAUGUAAAAUAUCAAUCAUGUUUAGAAAAGCCCUUGGUACUAAACAAAGACGAAAGACAAUGAUGAUUACAAUAAAAAUAAACAAAUAGUUUUGAAGUAUAUCGGAAUGUUCAAUUUCUGAUGGUACUUCAAAAUUUCAUUAUUAGGAUAGAAAUCAGAGGUGUCUAAUAUAAGGCCCCUGAAUAUUUUUUUAGCGUAGAAAAAAAAUUGCAUGUGUUUCGUAGUAAGUAGUCGCAGACACGUCUGGCGAAAAAUUCAGAAUAUAAAUAUGUGCCAUUUUCAAUAUGAAUCAAAAUUAAUGGGAAAUAAUCUUGUACAGGAACUUCAUAUUUUCAGAAACUGCUUGAGGAAACAUUUGUUUUGAAAAGUAAUAUAAGAUCUCAAAUAUUAAACGUAUGAAGCAUAAUAAAAUAAUCAACUAAUCAACUUACAUGGUAAAAGUCUAUAUAUUUUUCGGUGCGAUAUUAGUUUCAUUUACAUUUAUUUGUUUCACCAACCUGCAGACAGCAUUUUCAAUAAUAAGUCAAACUGAAUAUGAGCUGUUUUAUACUUUUAGAUAAUACGAACAAAAAAUUUAAUACAAUAUAGCGCAUAAAUCAUCGCAAAAUGCGAGUAUUUUGACGUAGCACAAUUUUUUCAUAUUUUUAAUGUAUGUUACAGCAUAUACAUAAAUUUAAAUAGUUCCUAGGGUAUAUUUUAUACUUCAGUGAUCGCGAAUGAGCACCCGUUACAUUAUUAUGUAACGUAAAUCGAAAGAAACUGAUGGGAUUGAAUCGAUGCCAUGAGUCGAUUUUCUUGUAUAUUUUGGAUUUCAAAAAUGUGUUAUGAUGUUUUGAUAAUUGAAAUAGAUGUAUGAAUUUCCGUUGCAAAUAUAAAACUUAGAUGACACUCACUUGUGCAUAACUUAAUCAAAUUUUUUGAUUAAAAGAUAUUUUUCACUUUCUUCGCUAUGACUAUGAUUUCCACAAAGUUAUUUGUAUUUGUUAUACAAUUUGAUAUGUUUAUCAGUCAUUCGAAUUGACUUUUAUUUUCUCGGCUCAUUUUAUUUCAAUCCGAUUAUAGUUUUACGCCAAGGAUCAUAUGCAUUUAUUUAACAUAUGUUAGCUCAUAUUCGUCACUCUUCGUUAAAUAAUAUUAUUUAACGAAAAGUUAUCAUUUUAAAUGCACAAAAGCUAGUUGCAAUAGGAAGAUACCGAAAAAUGUAAUUCAAAUGCGCCGAAUGGAUUACUGUUAAUGACAAAUACCGCGACUGACUAAAUGAUGAAAAAAAAUCGAACGAGAUUUUUUUCUCGACUGUGUUAGACGACGUUCGACAUUCGAAAUACAGUCCAUACUAAUUAAGAAUAACAACUGAAUUAGUUAGAGUGAAGUUUGUUUAAAUGAUAAUUAUUACUCAAUAACGACGAGUUGAUCUUGUCAUUUUGUAAUAGACUAAAAAUUUCCAUAAUACGAAUCUUGUUAAAGAAUUGUCAAUUGUCACGUAAAUGUUAUAGCACAUUCAAUUGCGUAAAAACUUUUGUACAGUUCUUUCAAAUUGUAAGGAUUAUCAAUUCGAUUGACAUAUCGUUUUAGUUAAAGGGUUUUAAAUAUAAUUAGGUAGGAAAUUACAUAUGAUAUAGACAUGGAUUUAUUGUAUCCAUUUGAAAAGAUUCUUUCUACAAUAUUGUAUCUCAAUACAUUAUUUUUUUGCAUAAAGAUACUUUUUAUGUCAGUUUGUUAAGUCUAUAGUUAGAAAAAAUUUUCGUAGUGACUCAAUCAUAUUUAAUAAAUAUUGAUUAUUAAAAAUUUAAUGCAAACACGGUCUUGUCAAAAGCUCGAAAAAAAUGGUGCUGAUAGUUUUGUAUAAAAUAUGAUUUGAUUCUAUACAUUUUACAUCGAAUAUAUACGUAGGAUUCUAAUUAAUGAGCGGUUGUCUGUAUUAUAUCCUGUAUCUAGUCUACGAUUAAUGAUUUUGUAAAUAGUAGCUUGUAAAACGUUAAUCGUUACUGUGCUCGUAAAGGUUAUGUAAAAAAUGUUAGGUAAUUUGUACGAGAGAAAAGAGAAUGCAGAAUCUGCAUAUAAUCAUAAAAAUAAAAUGUAAGUGCAAUGGAAAUCUGUAGUAUUGAAAUAUUUUUGUAGUUAAUUGCUUUAGUAUUAAUUGCUAAUAAUUUAUUAUUUAAAAUUUGCCACGAAUAAUCAAAGUUUUAUUCGAAACACAAAAGACAAAAUAAUACAAAUUUCUAUGAGCAUUUAAAUAUUUUCUAGUCAUUUAUAGAGAUUUGGAUGCUUUUAGUUAAUUGUUACAAAAUUAUUUAUAUUUCAUUAUAUUUGACUGAUUCGUAUUACAUCUUAAUCAUUUUUAUUUAGAUUUUCAUAUUUUUUUAAUAUGAAAUUUCUUUAUUGAUGUUUC
Molecule: messenger RNA, 4922 nt
Organism: Phymastichus coffea
Lineage: Eukaryota; Metazoa; Arthropoda; Insecta; Hymenoptera; Eulophidae
Gene: FucTA
Product: glycoprotein 3-alpha-L-fucosyltransferase A
Exons: 8
Coding region: 546-1988 (480 amino acids)
Cellular component (GO): membrane
Molecular function (GO): alpha-(1->3)-fucosyltransferase activity
Source: RefSeq, a predicted model, not a curated record